Molecule: messenger RNA, 817 nt
Organism: Radiomyces spectabilis
Lineage: Eukaryota; Fungi; Mucoromycota; Mucoromycetes; Mucorales; Radiomycetaceae
Exons: 7
Coding region: 53-775 (240 amino acids)
Biological process (GO): proton motive force-driven ATP synthesis
Molecular function (GO): proton transmembrane transporter activity
Source: RefSeq, a predicted model, not a curated record
CUCAACCCCUGACAGGCUAUUGUGUUGUUUGCUGUUCCUUGUUUUUGCUGCAAUGGCUUUCCGUUUGUUGACCAAAGGCGCUGCAGCUGCCGCUCUUCGCCCUACUUUGACUCUUGCUACUCGCCAAACGGCCGUUAGCACUGCUGCUUUGCGUUCGUACUCGACUCCCUCCGAAUCCGAACCUAAGCAGAGCUCCAGCAUUAUCGACAUGCUUCCCGGCAACUCCAUGGCUGCCAAGGCUGGCUAUGUGACUGCCGCUGGUGGUUUGGCAUCCGUCGCCAUUGCCAAGGAGAUCUACAUUUUGAACGAAGAAUCUCUCGUUUUGUUCUCCACCACCGGUCUUAUUGUUCUCUUCUUGAAGUACCUUCGUGAACCUUUCAGCAACAUGGCCAACGAACACAUCAAUCGCAUUAAGUCCGUGUUGAACAAGGCCCGUGACGACCACAAGGUCGCUGUGCAGGAACGUAUUGAACAUGUUGGUCAAAUGAAGGAUCUCGUUGAAGUCACUCAGGCUCUCUUCGAGCUCUCGCGUGAAACUGCUCAAUUGGAAGCCGAAGCUUUCAAGUUGAAGCAAGAGGUGGCUGUGGCUCAUGAAGUCAAGGGUACCUUGGACGCUUGGGUUCGUCACGAAAGAAACGUCCGCGAACGUGAACAGAAGCAGUUGGCUACCUACUUGAUCGAGAAGAUCCAGCAAGAUUUGAAGGAUCCCAAGGUCCAGCAAGAUAUCUUGAACCAAGCUGUGUUGGAUGUUGAGAAACUCGCUCGAUCUGCUUAAGUAGACAAAACUACAGACAUUUCCUAAUAAAAAAAACCAAUG